Epinephelus lanceolatus (giant grouper) is the source of this 1869-nucleotide messenger RNA. Its product is annotated as E3 ubiquitin-protein ligase DTX3L. Lineage: Eukaryota; Metazoa; Chordata; Actinopteri; Perciformes; Serranidae. The record is from RefSeq and is a predicted model, not a curated record. Gene Ontology annotation, biological process: protein ubiquitination; Notch signaling pathway.
UCAAGUCGUCACUAUGUUCAGACACACAACACAGUGUUGCUACAGUUUUACAACAGCUCUGCAGGAUGGAGUUUAUCACUGACAUCACCGUCAUCAUUGAUGCAGCACAUUACAAAGACAAUGGAAGAUUAAUGAAGAUUCUUCAAUCUUACAGUCCUGAGAAAAAAGCUUCCUGCUACAUAGUGAGAGGAACCUCCUAUGAGGAGGUGGAGAACCUUUCAGUCAAACUGUCAGCUGGGAGGCAUCACUCCAGUCCUGUCACACGUAGACGAACCAGUCUGCGAGAUGCUUCACCCCAUGUCAAACCUGUGGAUGUAUCCAGCUUUGUUAUGGCCUACAUUGAGCAAAAUUGUUCCAAAGAACUAAAGAAAAUUCAAGGGAACAGUUUUGUCAUUGAAACACAGCCUAACCUCAGAGCAGGACACAAUAAACCCAACAGCACAGUACGGGUAACUUUCAGACCACAACCUGUCUCCUUUGACCGGGUUCACGGGGACUUUGUCAGACAGCGAUUCAUCACAUUCUACCAGAGAACUGCCUCCGACCUGCAGGUCACAUCUGUCCCUGUGAGUCCACAUGAGCACAAAGACCUGCAGCGGAGAUUUCCACACCUCCUCUUUAAACCCAGCCACAACAGAUCUGAAGUCACAGUGACUGGGCCUUUUGUGCAUGUUGCUAAAUUGAAAGAGUUCCUUUCACAAAAUACACUGAGCUCAAGAAAGAGUUCAGUGAAAAAAAGUCCAGCGGACACUCCAAGCAGCAGAACCUCAGGUCCUUCACCUGCACACAGCAAAGAUCCUGAAGGAGAAUCAUGUCCAAUCUGUAUGGAACAGAUAGUCACCACAGAGAAAGAGACUCUGCGGUGCAAGCACUCAUUCUGCAGAAGCUGUCUGAAAACAGCCUUUGACUACAAGCCUGUGUGCCCGACAUGUGGACAGUUAUAUGGCAUUUUGACAGGAACACAACCUGAUGGAGGCAGAAUGGAUGUCACCGAAAGCUCUUCAUCUCUGCCUGGAUAUGAGAAGUAUGGAACAAUAACAAUUCGCUAUUACGUUCCAAGUGGCAUCCAAAAGGAGGAGCAUCCCAACCCUGGUCAGCCGUAUGAAGGUGUGUCCCGUACAGCCUACCUUCCAGACUCCCCUGAGGGCAGAAGGAUCCUGAAACUGCUGAGGCGAGCCUUCGACCAGAGACUCAUCUUCACUGUUGGUCGCUCCACCACCAGUGGCAGGAACAAUGUGGUCACAUGGAAUGAUAUUCACCACAAAACCUCAACACAUGGAGGACCUACUCACUAUGGAUACCCAGAUCCUGAUUAUCUCAGCCGGGUUCGAGAUGAACUGAAAGCCAAAGGAAUUGAAUAAGUUACUGAGGUUUGUCUAUGUAGAGCUAACAUGACGCCUUCUAAGGUAUAUUUCAAGCUGGCAAUCUGAAUCACUUACAAGGACCGGUUCUUUCUACGGGCCACUCCACCCUAGGGGCCCCAGUGCAAUUGUACUGCCUGCACCGUCUAUAUUCACGCCCCUGGCCUGGUGUCAUUUUUGCGUUGUAGUGUGCACAGAGAUGUUUUGUAAUAUUAAAGUGGACGGGAUUAUUUUUGAAACAGGGGAAAAUUAUCCAGGGAUUAUGGCACAGAGGACUAUGAACGAGGAGGGAUACUUAGUGUCAUUGUAAUGUACUUUGUUAUGUACUUUGAUGUUCCCCAGUUUUGUUUUUCAUCAUUUUUUCUUUCUUGUGGCUGUUCUGGCAUUAUUGUUUGUUGACAUUUUUUGUUUUAUGUUGGAAAUUAUCUAAUUUGAACUCACUAAAUAAACUAAGCACAAAAAGUAAGGAAAUUUGUGUGGCAGAUUAUUUCUUUGUUGUAACAAUGCU